Eruca vesicaria subsp. sativa (arugula) is the source of this 2080-nucleotide messenger RNA. The record is from the annotation of a GenBank genome assembly. NCBI's taxonomy places the organism in Eukaryota, Viridiplantae, Streptophyta, Magnoliopsida, Brassicales, Brassicaceae.
CCCUAUCUUUUCUUUUCUCCUUAAAAAUAUAUUUUAAAAAAAAGUAAAUUUAUUCUUCUCCUUAACAAGUUGUCUUUCCUCUCACUCUCUCCCCCUCAUCGUUCCUCCGCUACAUCUCCGCCGUCUCUCUCGUUACGACCUUUUAAACUUGUUGGAUGGGCACAUCAUCUGGCUCUAAUCAUCCUCACCAAAUGUUACCUCCACGUCAGCAGCUCCGAACUCUAGAAACAACUCUUUCACUAGUCUCACACGAUGGUCAGGAGCCACGUUCCAACAACUCCGACACUGUGCGUCGUGAGUCUCCAGCCGAGAGCGCGAGCUCUCAAGAAACAUGGCCACUCGCUGAUCCUAUCACGGCAAAGAAGACUGUGAAACAAAAGACAGAGCCUGAAACCUCUCAUGAGCAACAACAAGUGAUGCACCAUGUUUCUAGUGCAGAUAAAGUAUCUGUAAGGGACAUAGCUAGGGAAAGAGUUGAGAUAGUUGCAGAGAGAAUGCAUAGAUUGCCUGAUGAGUUUCUCGAGGAGUUGAAGAGUGGUCUUAAAGCUGUACUAGAGGGAAACGCUGCACACAGCGUUGAGGAGUUUAUGUUCUUGCAGAAGCUUGUGCAGAGUAGAUCUGAUUUGAACUCUACAACGCUUGUUAGAGCUCACCGUGCGCAGCUUGAGAUUCUUGUAGCGAUAAACACAGGAAUCCAGGCGUUUUUGCACCCGAACAUAACUCUGUCUCAGUCAUCUCUCGUAGAGAUUUUCUUAUACAAGAGGUGUAGAAACAUACCUUGCCAAAACCAGUUACCAGCUGAUGAUUGCCGCUGUGAUGUAUGCGCCAAUAGGAAAGGGUUUUGUAACCUUUGCAUGUGUGUGAUCUGCAAUAAGUUUGAUUUUUCUGUUAAUACUUGCCGUUGGAUUGGAUGCGACUUGUGUUCUCACUGGACUCAUACGGAUUGUGCUAUAAGAGAUGGACAGAUCACCACAGGCUCAGGAGAGAUGUUGUUCAAGUGCAGGGCGUGUAAUCAUUCUUCUGAGCUUCUUGGUUUUGUUAAAGAUGUGUUUCAGCACUGUGCACCAAACUGGGAUAGAGAGUCUUUGAUGAAGGAGCUUGACUUUGUUAGUAGGAUCUUCCGAGGAAGUGAAGAUCAAAGAGGUAGGAAACUGUUCUGGAAGUGUGAGGAGCUUAUGGAUAAGAUUAAAGGUGGCUUGGCAGAGACAACAGCUGCUAAGUUAAUAUUAAUGUUCUUCCAAGAGAUUGAGUUAGACUCUUCUAAGAGCUUUGAAAAUGGAGGUCUAAUAGCACCACAAGAUGCAUGCAGCAGAAUAGCUGAAGUAGUACAAGAGACUCUGAGGAAAAUGGAAGUAGUGUCCGAGGAGAAGAUGAGGAUGUUCAAGAAGGCACGGAUGGCUCUCGAGACUUGCGACAGGGAGCUAGAAGACAAAGCCAAAGAAGUAGCAGAACUCAAAGCAGAGAGGCAGAAGAAGAAGCUUCAGAUAGACGAGCUAGAGAGAAUCGUGAGGCUGAAGCAAGCAGAGGCAGACAUGUUCCAGCUUAAAGCCAACGAAGCUAAGAGGGAAGGUGAGAGGCUGCAGAGGAUAAUACUAGCGAAAACGGAUAAGUCUGAGGAGGAGUACGCAAGUAACUAUCUGAAACAGAGGAUGAGUGAGGCUGAGGCAGAGAAGCAGUAUCUAUUUGAGAAGAUUAAGUUGCAGGAAAGCUCGAGGGUUGCGUCACAGAGCAGUGGUGGUGGUGGAGGAGACCCCUCACAGGUGUUGAUGUACUCAAAGAUACGUGAUCUGCUUCAAGGAUACAAUCUCUCGCCUAAGGUUGAUUCUCAGUCAAACGAGCGUCAUCCUUUUAGAUCCAAUCCUUGAUAUGGUUCUUACAUUUUAUAUAUAGUUUUCAUAUCCUAAAACUCAUUGUAAACCGAAUGUUUGUAGCCUUAAUAACUCUUAUCUACUGAUAUUUUCUAGUUUGUGUGUUCUUACUUAUGUUGAUUUCAACUUGUUUUUCUAUCGUGUGGUUUCUAUGUUGAUUAGGUGAUUUAAGAAACGCAAAGAGAUUUUGAUUCUAGAAACGCCAGACUGUC